AUGAGCGGGGUGUGGGAGACCGGGGAGCCUCGGUGCCAGGCGGCGCUCGCGGUCCUGGCCUCGCUGUGUCGGGCUCGGCCGCCCCCUCUCGGGCUGGACGUGGAGACUUGUCGGAGCUUCGAGCUAGAGCCCCCAGAGCGGAGUCCGAGCGCUGCCGACGCAGGCACCUCUGUCAGCCUCCUCACAGUGGUAGUUAUUGUGUGUGGCGUGGCCCUGGUGGCAGUUUUUCUCUUUCUCUUUUGGAAGCUGUGCUGGAUGCCCUGGAGGAACAAGGAGGCCUCCAGCCCCUCCUCUGCUAACCCCUCCCCGGAGGCCCUCCAGAGCCCCAGCUCCAGAGGCAACAUGGCGGACAAGCUGAAAGACCCCAACACCCUGGGCUUCCUAGAGGCAGCCGUGAAGAUCAGCCACACAUCCCCAGAUAUCCCUGCCGAGGUGCAGAGGUCGGUCAAAGAGCACAUCAUGCAUCACACACGGCUGCAGCGACAGACCACAGAGCCAGCGUCAUCCACCAGGCACACGUCCUUCAAGCGCCACCUGCCACGGCAGAUGCAUGUCUCCAGCGUGGACUACGGCAAUGAGCUGCCCCCUGCGGCGGAGCAGCCCACCAGCAUUGGCCGCAUCAAGCCCGAGCUCUACAAGCAGAAGUCAGUGGAGGGGGACGAUGCCCAAACCGAGGCCAAGACCUGCGGGAAGAUCAACUUCAGCCUGCGCUACGACUACGAGAACGAGACCUUGAUCGUGCGCGUCCUGAAGGCCUUCGACCUCCCCGCCAAGGACUUUUGUGGCAGCUCUGACCCUUACGUCAAGAUCUACCUCUUGCCUGAUCGCAAAUGCAAGCUGCAGACACGGGUGCACCGCAAGACCCUGAACCCCACCUUCGAUGAGAACUUUCACUUCCCCGUGCCCUAUGAGGAGCUGGCUGACCGCAAGCUGCAUCUCAGUGUCUUCGACUUUGACCGCUUCUCCCGCCAUGACAUGAUCGGGGAGGUCAUCCUGGACAACCUCUUUGAGGCCUCUGACCUGUCCCAGGAAACCUCCAUCUGGAAGGACAUCCAGUACGCAACCAGUGAAAGCGUGGAUUUGGGAGAGAUCAUGUUCUCCCUCUGCUACCUGCCCACAGCAGGCAGGCUCACCCUCACUGUGAUCAAAUGUCGGAACCUCAAGGCGAUGGAUAUCACAGGCUACUCAGAUCCAUACGUCAAAGUGUCCCUGCUUUGUGACGGGCGGAGACUGAAGAAAAAGAAAACCACCAUAAAGAAGAACACCCUCAACCCCGUCUACAAUGAGGCCAUCAUCUUUGACAUUCCCCCGGAGAAUAUGGAUCAAGUCAGUCUGCUCAUCUCGGUUAUGGAUUAUGAUCGAGUGGGCCACAACGAGAUCAUAGGAGUCUGUCGUGUGGGGAUCAGUGCCGAAGGCCUGGGCAGGGACCACUGGAACGAGAUGCUGGCGUACCCGCGGAAGCCCAUCGCACACUGGCACUCCUUGGCGGAGGUAAAGAAAUCCUUCAGAGAGGGAAACCCUCGGUUGUGA
This is a messenger RNA of Lipotes vexillifer (Yangtze River dolphin), 1530 nucleotides long. RefSeq names its product synaptotagmin 6 (gene SYT6). Gene Ontology annotation, cellular component: plasma membrane; exocytic vesicle. NCBI's taxonomy places the organism in Eukaryota, Metazoa, Chordata, Mammalia, Artiodactyla, Lipotidae. Gene Ontology annotation, biological process: calcium-ion regulated exocytosis. The transcript is spliced from 7 exons. Gene Ontology annotation, molecular function: SNARE binding; clathrin binding; calcium ion binding. The record is from RefSeq and is a predicted model, not a curated record. The coding region runs from base 1 to 1530 and encodes 509 amino acids.